GGUGGCUACUUCCGGUAGAGUCGGCCCGCCCCUAACGCAGGGUGGUGACUUCCGCCUAACCAAAAAAGUGGACCAGGCAGAGGAAACCGACUGGUUUCAGGGCUGAAAAAAUGGAUAGUCAAGGACGGAAAGUGGUGGUUUGUGACAAUGGAACCGGGUUUGUCAAGUGUGGCUAUGCCGGGUCUAACUUUCCAGAGCACAUCUUCCCAGCACUGGUUGGCAGGCCAAUCAUUCGCUCUACAGCCAAAGUGGGGAACAUCGAGAUUAAGGACCUGAUGGUGGGCGACGAGGCCAGCGAGCUGCGCUCCAUGCUGGAGGUCAACUAUCCCAUGGAGAACGGCAUCGUCAGGAACUGGGAUGACAUGAAGCACCUUUGGGACUACACCUUCGGGCCCGAGAAGCUCAACAUUGACUCGCGCAACUGCAAGAUUCUACUUACUGAGCCGCCCAUGAACCCCACCAAGAACCGUGAGAAGAUCAUCGAGGUGAUGUUUGAGACGUACCAGUUUGCCGGGGUGUACAUCGCCAUCCAGGCUGUUCUUACGCUCUACGCCCAAGGCCUGCUGACCGGCGUGGUGGUGGACUCUGGUGACGGUGUCACCCACAUCUGUCCUGUGUACGAGGGCUUCUCGCUGCCACAUCUGACCCGCCGGCUGGACAUCGCCGGACGGGACAUCACACGCUACCUCAUCAAGCUGCUGCUGCUGAGGGGUUACGCCUUCAACCACUCGGCAGACUUUGAGACUGUGAGGAUGAUGAAGGAGAAGCUGUGCUACGUGGGCUAUAACAUCGAGCAGGAGCAGAAGCUGGCCCUGGAGACCACCGUGCUGGUGGAGUCCUACACGCUCCCGGACGGCCGGCUGAUCAAGGUGGGCGGGGAGCGCUUUGAGGCGCCCGAGGCCCUAUUCCAGCCCCACCUCAUCAACGUGGAGGGGGUGGGCGUGGCCGAGCUGCUCUUCAACACCAUCCAGGCUGCGGACAUCGACACCAGGUCAGAGUUCUACAAGCACAUCGUGCUGUCUGGGGGCUCCACCAUGUACCCCGGCUUGCCGUCCCGUCUGGAGCGGGAGCUCAAGCAGCUGUACCUUGAACGUGUGCUGAAGGGAGACGUGGACAAGCUGUCGAAAUUCAAGAUCCGCAUCGAGGACCCGCCACGCCGUAAGCACAUGGUGUUCCUGGGCGGGGCAGUGCUGGCCGACAUCAUGAAGGACAAGGACAACUUCUGGCUCACACGCGAGGAGUACCAGGAGAAGGGCAUGCGUGUUCUGGAGAAGCUGGGAGUGACCGUCAGAUAAAGUCUCCUCCCUCCCUCUCCCCCUCCCCCUGUCCCAGAGAGAUCCCUUCCCCUUCCCCCCCCCCAUCUCUGUUUGUCCAUACAUGCAAACCAUCAGCCAACUCCACAUCACCUUGAUUAUGUCACUAAUAUUCAUCCCAGUCCCAUCCCAUCGCUCACAUGGAUCUGGUUUUUCUUUUGUUCUGGAUUCGCACACACGCACGCGCACGCACACGCGCACGCGCGUACCAAUUUGGAAAGGCAAAAAAUAAGGGAAGGUAGCAGAGUUUGAGCCAAGUGUUCAGGAGACCCGGGCCCCUGAAUGGAUACGGAUAAAACGCCCCGGUACAACAACGUAAGGAACAUCCUUUUGGUUCAGUGGGCUCAAGCGCCGCAGGAGUGUAGGGCGUUGAAGUGGUCUCCAGACAUCUGGGAGGAAGUGAUGUGUUGCAUGAUGUUGUUCUGUUAUCCCUACACUCCUCUGGGAAUACUCUCCUCCACCCCACCCCCUACCAAGCUUUGGAGGGCUGUUGGGAAUGUUGUGAUGAGGAUGAGGAUGAUGAUCAUCUUACUCACCAUAAAGAGUUCCACUCCACACUCUUAUCCCUUUCAGACAAAAAUAUGUUCUCUACAGUGAGAAGGCCGAGAAUGAUCGUCUGCGUGUUUUUUCUUCCUCUAACCGUUAUUUAUUCAAUAAUUUGUUUGUGGUGGAUAUCAAAUAAGUUUUAUUUUCCUUAAUUCAAAACGGCUGCAUGAUGUUUUUGGAGAAGAGAAGGAAACACACCAUGGAACGGUUUGUUGGAGACAGACGGCCAGGUGAAGGGACGACAGCCAUCUUGUUGGAGUCAUCUCUGCCAGCUCUCGGGUCGACGGCAAUCUUGUUUAAGUCCUCUCUGCCGGCUCUCGGUCUCCUUGAGGCACUGGCUGCUCCUCCUCGGCCUCCACUCCACUAGUUGGCCAAGGGCUACUACAAGCCAGACACGCUUUUUGUAUUUGCGGAGUUACAUAGCCAACUCCUGGACACAGCCUUUGGUGUUGUCUUGAAUAUAUUUCCUCCCUCAUUUGCUUUGAGUCCCUAAGAGGUGGUCUUUGUCUUUGGUGUGAGUCACCCCUUCUGUCCAGGAGGUGGUCUUUGGUUUAAGUCCCACCUUCUGUCCAGGAUUUGGUCUUUGGGUUGAGUCCUCCCCUAAGCCCAGGAGGUGGUCUUUGGGUUGAUUCCUCCCCUGAGCCCAGAAGGUGGUCUUUGGAUUGAGUCUCAUGAAGGCCACAAGGCUCUGGGUCUCCAGGGAUGCCAAUUUAGUGUUUAGUUUUUUUAAGUGUUGCAUUUGAAGGUUUGCUGAACAUUUAUAAUGGUAUCGGUUGAGUUUCUUUUAGCUUAGCUAAGGACUAAACCUUGUAAUACGGAAACACAACCACCAGUGCAUAUACGGGAGUUAUGGGGUUGAACACAGCGGUUGGUUUCCUCAUGUCUAGGGAUGUCAUUCCACUCAGGGCAAUAAUUUGCCACACUUAAAAUUUGAGUGAAGUUUAAAUCAGCGUCUGUAUUUAAUUUUUUCUAAUCUUUGUCGUUUUUCUUCUCGACAUCACGGAUGUGCUUUUGUUUCUGAGAGGAGAUUGGUUCGGCCUUCUUUGCAGGCGGGGCGGGGGGGUUAAAUAUAUUGUCGGAUGGUCUUAUCGGAUGUGUUUCCUUUGCAUUGCAUCACAUCUUGUGCUUACUGAGUAAAGUUGAAAGUGUCAUAUACUAAAUAAUUAAAUCGGUACCCAGCCCCUCAGAUCCUAAGUAAGUCAGCUCCCCCCCCCCACCUCUGGCUUUCUGUCCCAUCCGUGUUUGGCUGUUCCUAGGUAAGACUGGUCUGCGGAGGCUGAUUGAGGGGUUGGUAACUGAUUGAGGGGUUGGUAACUGAGGAGGGGUCGUUUGUAAUGAAUACUUGUGGCAUCAAAAAGAGCAUUUAAAACCUGGUGUUUGCAAUAUCUGUUUUGAUCGCCCGUGUAUAUUGAAGGCACUUGGCACACAGACAUACACAGACAUACACAUAAAUAUAUAUAUAUAUAUAUAUAUAUAUAUAUAUGUAUAUAUAU
This is a messenger RNA of Gadus macrocephalus (Pacific cod), 3352 nucleotides long. Its product is annotated as actin-related protein 2-A. Gene Ontology annotation, biological process: Arp2/3 complex-mediated actin nucleation. NCBI's taxonomy places the organism in Eukaryota, Metazoa, Chordata, Actinopteri, Gadiformes, Gadidae. The coding region runs from base 111 to 1295 and encodes 394 amino acids. Gene Ontology annotation, cellular component: actin cortical patch; Arp2/3 protein complex. The record is from RefSeq and is a predicted model, not a curated record. The transcript is spliced from 10 exons. Gene Ontology annotation, molecular function: actin filament binding.